Oncorhynchus gorbuscha (pink salmon) is the source of this 861-nucleotide messenger RNA. RefSeq names its product homeobox protein ARX-like. Lineage: Eukaryota; Metazoa; Chordata; Actinopteri; Salmoniformes; Salmonidae. Gene Ontology annotation, molecular function: DNA-binding transcription factor activity, RNA polymerase II-specific; RNA polymerase II transcription regulatory region sequence-specific DNA binding. The record is from RefSeq and is a predicted model, not a curated record. The transcript is spliced from 4 exons. Bases 4 to 783 code for a protein of 259 amino acids. Gene Ontology annotation, biological process: regulation of transcription by RNA polymerase II.
UCCAUGGGUCCAACAUCUCUCAAAAAGACUGAGAAUCAAUCCAACAAUUCCGAGCAGAUAUCAAUAGCAGAUCAUACUGCUCCUGAGGCGAACAAACGCACUUUACAGCCACAAGAUACUAGGAAAGAGAUGACAGUAAAUACUAACAGAGGGACAGAGCUUGGCUCCAACAGAAACCAAACAGAGCAGCUGAAAACACCAAGUUCGGGUGGACACUCAAGGAAGCAACGACGUUAUCGCACCACUUUUACUAACUUCCAGCUGGAACAACUGGAGAGGGCUUUCUGCAAAUCCCAUUAUCCAGACAUUUUUGCCAGAGAAGAACUGGCUACGCAUCUAACUUUAACAGAGGCAAGAGUUCAGGUUUGGUUUCAGAACCGCAGAGCCAAGUGGCGCAAGAAGGAGAAGGCUGGAGUGUUGAGCUCCCUCCCUGGGCUACCUUUAACCAACUCCCUGGGCGUUUACCUGGAUGUCCCCUUGCACCAGGCCUCUUUGGUGGAGCCAUCCUGGGGGGGAGCCCGAUACACAGCCUCAGUGUAUGCGCCUGACUCUGUUGGAAACCUGGGUAUUAACACUCUGGCCUGGGCCUCACUGUGUGGACAUCCUUUUAUCCAUCCUAACUUCAGCAGGUUUUUAACCCUGUUAAAUCCAUUGGGUAACACUCCAACCUUGAUGACCAAACCUACCAGAAUAUCCCAGGCCAGCCCAGGUGCCAUGCUGGACAAUGACAGGAGGCUACUUAGCACUGGCCACAACAAGGAGCACUCUGUCCACAUGCAGUAGUCCAACACAUUGCUGGACAUUGUCCUGUCCACCUUGUCCAUGCCUGGUUACAAUUUGUGCAAUGUUUUGUUCACGUAU